Molecule: messenger RNA, 3266 nt
Organism: Sorex fumeus (smoky shrew)
Lineage: Eukaryota; Metazoa; Chordata; Mammalia; Eulipotyphla; Soricidae
Gene: BRSK2
Product: BR serine/threonine kinase 2
Exons: 21
Coding region: 323-2593 (756 amino acids)
Biological process (GO): protein phosphorylation; microtubule cytoskeleton organization; intracellular signal transduction
Cellular component (GO): cytoplasm
Molecular function (GO): tau-protein kinase activity; protein serine/threonine kinase activity; ATP binding
Source: RefSeq, a predicted model, not a curated record
CGGGCGUGCGCGGGGGGCGCGGGGCGCGGGGCGCGGGCCUCGGCGGCGGCGGCGGCGGCGGAAGCCUGGUGCCCCCGCCCGCCCUGUCCUCUCCGAGAGGCGGAGGCACCGCGCGCGCCGGGCGCGUCGGAGCGGGCGCGGGGGGCGGCGGCGCGGGGGAGGCGCGGGGGGCGCGGAGCGAGCGCGGCCCGCGGGGCGCCGCCGAGCCGGCGCAGCGCGCGGACAGACGGACGCGCGGACCGGCCGACGCGCGCCGCGGCCCCUCCCUGCCGCCGCCCGCCCGCCCGGGGCGCCCACCUGGCCGGCGCCGGGCCCGGGCGCGAUGACAUCGACGGGGAAGGACGGCGGCGGGGCGCAGUAUGUGGGGCCCUACCGGCUGGAGAAGACGCUGGGCAAGGGGCAGACGGGCCUUGUGAAGCUGGGGAUUCACUGUGUCACGUGCCAGAAGGUGGCCAUCAAGAUCGUCAACCGGGAGAAACUCAGCGAGUCUGUGCUGAUGAAGGUGGAGCGGGAGAUCGCCAUCCUGAAGCUCAUUGAGCAUCCCCACGUUCUGAAGCUGCACGACGUGUACGAGAACAAAAAAUAUUUGUACCUGGUGCUGGAGCACGUGUCCGGAGGGGAGCUGUUCGAUUACCUGGUCAAGAAGGGGCGUCUCACCCCCAAGGAAGCCCGCAAGUUCUUCCGGCAGAUCAUCUCCGCCCUCGACUUCUGCCACAGCCACUCGAUAUGCCACAGAGACCUGAAGCCCGAGAACCUGCUGCUCGACGAGAAGAAUAACAUCCGCAUCGCCGACUUCGGCAUGGCCUCGCUGCAGGUCGGGGACAGCCUGCUGGAGACCAGCUGCGGGUCCCCCCACUACGCCUGCCCUGAGGUCAUCCGGGGGGAGAAGUAUGACGGCCGCAAGGCAGAUGUGUGGAGCUGCGGCGUCAUCCUCUUUGCCUUGCUGGUGGGGGCUCUGCCCUUCGAUGACGACAACCUGCGGCAGCUUCUGGAGAAGGUCAAGCGGGGCGUGUUCCACAUGCCGCACUUCAUCCCGCCCGACUGCCAGAGCUUGCUGCGCGGCAUGAUCGAGGUGGACGCCGCUCGGCGCCUCACGCUAGAGCACAUUCAGAAACACACAUGGUAUAUAGGGGGCAAGAACGAGCCGGAGCCAGAGCAGCCCGCCCCGCGCAAGGUGCAGAUCCGCUCACUGCCCAGCCUGGAGGACAUCGACCCCGACGUGCUGGACAGCAUGCACUCGCUCGGCUGCUUCCGUGACCGCAACAAGCUGCUGCAGGACCUGCUCUCUGAGGAGGAGAACCAGGAGAAGAUGAUCUACUUCCUCCUCCUGGACCGGAAGGAAAGGUACCCCAGCCACGAGGACGAGGACCUGCCUCCCCGGAAUGAAACAGACCCCCCUCGGAAGCGUGUGGACUCCCCGAUGCUGAACCGGCAUGGCAAACGGAGGCCUGAGCGCAAGUCCAUGGAGGUGCUGAGCGUGACUGAUGGCGGCUCCCCGGUGCCUGCACGCCGCGCCAUCGAGAUGGCCCAGCACAGCCAGAGUAAGACAUUGUUCAGUAAAAGCCUGGAUAUCGCUGAAGCCCACCCCCAAUUCAGCAAAGACGACAGGUCCAGAUCUAUCAGCGGCGCCUCCUCGGGCCUCUCCACCAGCCCCCUGACCAGCCCUCGGGUGACCCCUCAUCCCUCUCCGAGGGGCAGUCCCCUCCCCACUCCCAAGGGGACGCCGGUACACACGCCCAAGGACAGCCCAGCGGGCACGCCCACCCCCACACCCCCCUCCAGCCCCAGCGUCGGGGGUGUGCCCUGGAGGACGCGUCUCAACUCCAUCAAGAACAGCUUCCUGGGCUCCCCACGUUUCCACCGCCGGAAACUGCAAGUGCCGACGCCAGAGGAGAUGUCCAACCUGACGCCAGAGUCGUCUCCCGAGCUGGCCAAAAAGUCGUGGUUCGGCAACUUCAUCAGCCUGGAGAAGGAGGAGCAGAUUUUUGUGGUCAUCAAGGACAAGCCACUGAGCUCCAUCAAGGCGGACAUCGUGCAUGCCUUCCUGUCGAUCCCCAGCCUCGGCCACAGCGUCAUCUCGCAGACGAGCUUCCGGGCCGAGUACAAGGCGAGCGGGGGCCCCGCCGUGUUCCAGAAGCCGGUCAGGUUCCAGGUGGACAUCACGUACACGGAGGGCGGGGAGGCGCAGAAGGAGAACGGCAUCUACUCCGUCACCUUCACGCUGCUCUCAGGCCCGAGCCGCCGCUUCAAGAGGGUGGUGGAGACCAUCCAGACGCAGCUGCUGAGCUCGCACAGCCCGCCCGCCGCCCCGCACCUGUCAGACACCACUAACUGUAUGGAAAUGAUGACGGGGAGGCUUUCCAAAUGUGGCAGCCCAUUGGGUAACUUCUUUGACGUAAUUAAACAACUUUUUUCAGACGAGAAGAACGGGCAGGCGGCCCAGGCCCCCAGCACCCCCACCAAGCGGAGUGCCCAUGGCCAGCUCGGCGACUCCGCGGCCGCUGGCCCUGGCCCUGGAGGGGACGCCGAGUACCCAACGGGCACGGACACAGCUAGGACGGGGCCGCCCGCCGCCCGCCGCGAGCAGCCUUAGACGUGUAGCCCCCCAGCUCAGCCCCCGGCGCCGCCCUGCGUGGACUGGGCUGUGCGUCUGCCCGAGACGUGAAGCGGGGAGAAGGAAAGGGGGCCGCGCUUUCUCUCGCUGUCUGUCUCUGCCUGUCUGACGAACUCACUGUUUCCGCUCUGAUACCAGGAACUGCCCCGAAAAGCUAACAUGCCACUCCACGAGGCCAGCCUCUGUGCUCCGCGCCGGACACCAGCUGACCGAAGGCAGCUGCCAUGGACCCCUGCUGCUGCUGCCCGUGGCAGCGAGGCCUGCCCGCCUGCGUCCAGCUGCCAGUGGGCAGCUGCGCCCAGUCUCAGCACGCAUGGCCACAGGGAGCUCCCAGCUAGAGGAGACACCUCCUCCAGGCAGCCCGCCCGACUUCCGUGCUGCCUGCCCACAACAGGGCCGUGGCCCGGAAGCGGCCGCCCACAGAUUUCGCUGGGGCCCCGUCCACAGCACUUGCGCCCAACCACCACCGCACCCCAAGUCUGCAUCCUAUCACCAUUUGUUGGGGUUCUCAGUGCCCAGGCCUGGCCGCAGCGGACACAGACCUGGAGACCCAGCGCCCACCCCCCCGGCUGGCCGAGAUCAGUGUUAUUUAUUCGCUGUUUUAACUUAUCGAGGUUCUUCACUUCUCUGUUCAGGGAAGGGCAGCGCUGUC